Molecule: messenger RNA, 1224 nt
Organism: Pseudomassariella vexata
Lineage: Eukaryota; Fungi; Ascomycota; Sordariomycetes; Amphisphaeriales; Pseudomassariaceae
Product: deoxyribonuclease tatD
Exons: 3
Coding region: 1-1224 (407 amino acids)
Cellular component (GO): cytosol
Molecular function (GO): 3'-5'-DNA exonuclease activity
Source: RefSeq, a predicted model, not a curated record
AUGGUUUCCGAGACACCAAUUACUGCACCGCCGGUCGAAGGAAAUCAUGUCUCGUACAAGCCACGAUACAUUGAUAUUGGUAUCAAUCUUGCAGAUCCCAUAUUUCGAGGGAGAUAUUAUGGCAAAGAGAGGCACCCAGAUGAUUUGAGCGCAGUGGUCUCAAGAGCCCAAGAAGUCGGAUGUAGCAAGUUGAUUGUCACUGGAUCCGACUUCACAAGCUCAAGGCAUGCCCUUGAGCUUGCCAAGGAAUACCCUGGAACUGUGUACACAACCGCUGGCAUACACCCAUGUUCCAGUGCGAUAUUCAGCUCAGCCCAUGCACAUGAAGGCACGGAUGGUCAUACCAUGCCAUGUGACCCGGACCCUACUCAACCCGUACCAGAAGACCACGAGCCCGACCAAGAGAAGACCGAGAAGGUCAUCUCAGACCUCGGGAAACUCAUCGAUGACGCGCGCAGCGCAAGUCCCAAUGCCCUCGUCGCAUUUGGUGAAUUCGGCCUGGACUAUGAUAGACUGCACUAUUGCUCCAAGAAAGUCCAACUGCACUCCUUCGCGGCACAACUUGAUCUAGUCCUCUCCCUGACACCCCAACUCCCUCUCUUCCUGCACUCGCGUGCCGCUCAUGAGGACUUCGUCUCGCUUUUGAAAGCCAAAUUCGGCGCCAAGCUCGAGAGGCUCGAAAAGGGCGGUGUGGUGCACAGCUUCACGGGCACGGUGGAGGAGAUGCAGGAACUCAUGGACCUCGGUUUGUACAUCGGCACCAACGGGUGCAGCUUCAAGACGGCGGAGAAUUGCGAGGUCGUGAAGGGAAUUCAUCUGGACCGGCUCAUGCUGGAGACGGACGGGCCGUGGUGUGAGGUGAGACCUACGCAUGAAGGGUGGAAGUAUCUCGUUGAAAAGAACGGUACGUCUACGGAAUCUCCCUGUGAGAUGGCGUCGGGUGCUACAACACCGGCGGCUUCGGGGACGUCUACUCCGGAUGCGGCGACGAAGCCGGCGCAGAAGACUAAGAAACCCCAGAAGAAGGAGACGGGUGUCCCGGAGCGCUGGCCGGCUGUGAAGAAGGAGAAAUGGAGAGAGGGAGCGAUGAUUAAGGGGCGCAAUGAACCUUGUAUGAUUGAGCGGGUUGGCAAGGUUGUUGCUGGUAUUAAGGGGGUUGAGGUAGAGGAGGUAUGCGAGGCGGCGUGGCGCAAUACUACCAAGAUAUUCGGACUAGAUGAUUAG